Rhinopithecus roxellana (golden snub-nosed monkey) is the source of this 523-nucleotide messenger RNA. Its product is annotated as keratin-associated protein 9-8. Gene Ontology annotation, cellular component: keratin filament. Lineage: Eukaryota; Metazoa; Chordata; Mammalia; Primates; Cercopithecidae. The transcript has a single exon. The record is from RefSeq and is a predicted model, not a curated record. Bases 16 to 510 code for a protein of 164 amino acids.
UCCACCCCUGACACCAUGACCCACUGUUGCUCCCCUUGCUGCCAGCCUACGUGCUGCAGGACCACCUGCUGGCAGCCUACCACUGUGACCACCUGCAGCAGCACACCCUGCUGCCAGCCCUCCUGCUGUGUGUCCAGCUGCUGCCAGCCUUGCUGCCGCCCAGCUUGCUGUCAAAACACCUGCUGCCAGCCCACCUGUGUGACCAGCUGCUGCCAGCCUUCCUGCUGCAGCACACCCUGCUGCCAGCCCACCUGCUGUGGGUCCAGCUGCUGUGGCCAAACCAGCUGUGGGUCCAGCUGCUGCCAGCCCAGCUCCUGUGCACCUGUCUACUGCAGGAGAACCUGCUACCACCCCACAUGUGUCUGCCUGCCUGGUUGCCUAAACCAGAGCUGUGGUUCCAGCUGCUGCCAGCCCUGCUGCCGCCCAGCCUGCUGUGAGACCACCUGCUGCAGGACCACUUGCUUCCAGCCCACCUGUGUGAGCAGUUGCUGCCAGCCUGUUUGCUGCUGAUCAGUUCCACAGA